Ooceraea biroi (clonal raider ant) is the source of this 1345-nucleotide messenger RNA. It is a transcript of the gene Rab10, whose product is annotated as RAS oncogene family member Rab10. Gene Ontology annotation, molecular function: GTPase activity; GTP binding. The record is from RefSeq and is a predicted model, not a curated record. NCBI's taxonomy places the organism in Eukaryota, Metazoa, Arthropoda, Insecta, Hymenoptera, Formicidae.
AUGGCGAAGAAGACGUACGAUCUGCUGUUCAAGCUGCUCCUCAUUGGCGACUCCGGCGUCGGCAAGACCUGCAUACUGUUCCGCUUCUCGGACGAUGCCUUCUCCACGACGUUCAUUUCCACGAUAGGUAUUGAUUUUAAAAUCAAGACAGUGGAAUUAAGAGGAAAGAAAAUCAAAUUACAGAUAUGGGAUACAGCAGGGCAAGAGAGAUUUCACACUAUCACGACGUCGUAUUACAGAGGAGCUAUGGGAAUUAUGCUCGUUUAUGAUAUUACUAACGAAAAAACCUUUGAAAAUAUUGUCAAGUGGCUGAGAAAUAUUGAUGAACAUGCAAACGAGGAUGUGGAAAAGAUGAUAUUGGGAAACAAGAGCGACAUGGAGGAGAAGCGCGUCGUCAGCACUGAAAAGGGGGAAGCAAUAGCGAGAGAGCAUGGAAUCCGAUUUAUGGAAACGUCCGCGAAGGCGAAUAUCAACAUCGAUCGAGCAUUUAGCGAGCUGGCGGAAGCUAUACUGGACAAAACGCACGGCAGGGAACCACAGGAUGCGCCCGACAGAGUGACGGUCGACCGCAGGGUAGAGAGAAGUUCGAAUCGGUGCUGCUAAUUUUAUAUAUUAUUUAUUUUAACGGCGCAUAAUGAACUAUAUAUCAGCUCGUGCCACUGGGAUAGAGUCCUCGAUAGAUCUAGAGAGCAUAAUUUAAAGCAUAAUAAAAUAACGUAAACACUUCACGACACUGCCUGACCAGAUAUAAUUCAGUCUCACUUCUGCUCUAGUAAACGUGCAUUUUUCUAUGCUACAAGAUCGAGGCAGGGACGUCGCUGCAAAAAAAACAAAAGGGAAAAUCCAAUAAUCGGAAAUGCAUUAAUUAAUACUACUGUAAGUGUCUCGAUAAGUUUAUAAAGCUACCAACGCUGUUUCAUGCAUAUGUCAUUGUAUCUACAAUUGUAUCUGUCGUAUAUCAAACAAUUUGGAGGUUUAUUAGGCACCGUACGAGCGUGAGAUAAGCUUGCGCAAGCUCUCCGAACGUGAAACUCCUCCGUGUCUCGCGUGAAACGUCAUUACAUUGUUGCACGAACAAAGGUAAACUAGAAAAUAUUGUUUGUUACGAGGCUGCAAUUUGUUACCAUGUUGAGUGGUGCGAGUAUGAGCGGCGUGCUUCUAAAAUCUCCGAAGGAUCUGAUUGGAGACGUGCUUGAGCGUUUUCCUACACUGGUGGAUAAUCGCACCACACAUGCUUAUUUGUAUAUUGAGUUGAGACGAGGGAAAAAGCUUGAAACCAAAAGCUUUUACCGUUUUUGUGUACGGCCGAUUUACUAUGAAUAUAAACAUUCACAAUUUCGAAGAA